AUGCGGCUGCGUAUUACAGCGUUUUAGUAAGAUAGCGUGGUGUGUUAUUAUUUAACUGUUUGUGAGUAUUUUUAUAUCUUGUACUAAAUAAUAAAUUUUAUAAAAUGCCGAAAACUAAUGCCGAAAUGUGUCGUCAAUAUCGACGCAAAAAAAAUGAAAUUAAAAUGAAAAAAAAUUCAGCAAAAAGUUCAACAGAACGUAGUCGCGAGUUUCGUGCACGUAAAAAACAAUUAUUGAACAAUCAAAAUAGAUGUUCAGAUAUAAGUGUCAAUGUGACUGAUGUAAUAAAUGACCACUCUCAGCAACAAAAUAGUGUUCCAACGGGAUAUAAUUUAGUAAAUAAUGAUUAUAACCCUCCAGUAGAUGUACAGCCAGAAAUUCCAUACUCACGGUUUCGUCGAAAUAAGUUUGCUCAUAAAGAAUUUAACGACAAGUUUUUAAACAAUAUGUUUGGUCAUAAGUGCUCCGUUUGUGAUCGAUUGUGGUUUAAGUUAGAUUUAAAAUCACCACGUGCUGAAGAUGAACAAUUAUUAAGGGUAAUAGUUGAAAAUUACAAUACAGUUGAAGAUAUUUUACUGUGCAACACGUGUUACCAAGCAAUUGGGAGGAAAGUGAUUCCUAUAAUGUCUACUUAUAACGGUUUUAAAUAUGAAAAAAUACCUGAGGUUUUACCACCGCUUGACUUAAUUUCGGAAAGACUUGUCUCACCACGAGUUCCAUUUAUGCAAAUUCGACGGUUACGACAUGUUCAUGGGCAAUAUGGAAUUUAUGGACAAAUCAUUAAUGUACCAGUCGAGGUAAACAAUAUGGUAAAACUCUUACCCCGUAAUGUCGAUGAUGAUUACUGUAUUAACGUACACAUUAAAAGAAAAAUAAUACAUAGAUCAAGCUAUUUAAUGGGACUAGUUAAUAAAGGACAAUUCGUGCAUGGCUUCAGUAUUUGCUUCAAACUCCACUUUAUUUAUUUUACGAUAUUAAAAUUGAUGAAAGCUUCUUCAACAAUAAUAGUAAUAAUGAAAUCGAUCUAGAAGAAAUGAGUGAAGAUAUACCGGUCGAAGAGAGUCUAACAGCACAACAGAAAACUCUACUUUGGAAUGAAGAUAUGUAUUUACGGAUCGCUCCUGGAGAAUAUAAUAUUCCCAAAAGUAUAAUUUUUGAUGAACAUGCCGAAGAACUUUCUUUCCCAUCGAUUUAUUUGGGUCAUUUCCGAAAAUUCAGAGAGGGAGUAAAUGCAACACCGUUCGCAAUAGCAACUAGCGAAUUACGAAGAUCAGAUCGGCGUGGAGUUACUCCACAUCAUUUAUUAUAUCUAGCAAUGAAAAUUAUGAGGUUAAGAGUUCGUGACUCGCUUACGAUUGCAUUUAAACAUGUGGGAAAAAAUACUAAUAUUACACGGCAGCAAGUUGAGUCAGCUGACUACAUUAAUAAUUGUAUCGAAAGUAAUUUAGCUUUUCUGCGCUCAAUACCAAAUUCAGUAUGGUAUUGGAGCGAUCGAAAAAGAGAUCUUUUUGCGAUGAUUCGGCAACUAGGAAAACCUACGAUGUUUCUUACUUUGAGUGCCAAUGAAAUCGGAUGGACCAAUUUAAUACAAUUAUUGUACAAAUUAAAAAAUAACGGUACUGAAAUUUCAGCUGAACAAGCUGCGUCACUGGAUUACAUAUCUAAGACUACACUAGUGAAUGAAGA
Cotesia glomerata is the source of this 1686-nucleotide messenger RNA. RefSeq lists its product as uncharacterized. Lineage: Eukaryota; Metazoa; Arthropoda; Insecta; Hymenoptera; Braconidae. The transcript has 3 exons. The record is from RefSeq and is a predicted model, not a curated record. Bases 105 to 1028 code for a protein of 307 amino acids.